AUGGCCUUGGACAAAGACAGCCUUCGCGCGCGCUUCUGCCAUGCCCUGUCGGAAAUGUACAAAGCCGAAGUCCCCCUGUACGGGGACCUCGUCGACCUCGUCUGGCAAGCCGACGCAGAAGCCCUCCAGACCACCCACCAGCAGCACGGCAACACCAACACCAACGCCACGAUCAAUCCAGACGACAUCCUCCCCGCCCGGAAUCGCGUCGAACGACACGGCGCCAUCCGCCUCGGCACCCCGCGCGAACUCUCCACCAUCCGCCGCAUGUUCGCCGUCAUGGGCAUGGUCCCCGUGGGGUACUACGAUCUGAGCGUCGCCGGGUUCCCCAUGCACGCAACCGCGUUCCGGCCGCGCACGCGCGAGGCACUAGCCAGGCAUCCGUUCCGGUUGUUCACGACCGUGCUGCGGAGGGAGUUGCUGAGUGAGCGGACGAGGGCGCUGGCGGAGCGGGCGCUCGCGCAGCGGGAGAUCUUCAGUCCGCGGUUACUGGAGCUGAUUGAUUCAGCUGAGACGAAGGGGACGCUGAGCAGUGCAGAGUGCGACGAGUUCAUCGCCGAGGGGCUGGAGACCUUCCGGUGGCAUUCGCGGGCGACGGUCACGCUGGAGGAGUACCAUGUCCUCAAGGCGGAGCAUCCGCUCGUCGCGGAUAUCGUCUCCUUUCCCAGCUGCCACAUCAACCAUCUGACCCCGCGGACGAUCGAUAUCGACCUCGUGCAGAGGAUGAUGCGUGAACAUGGGAUGCCAGCCAAGGAACGCAUCGAGGGCCCGCCGCGCCGCGCGAAUCCCAUCCUGCUGCGUCAGACGAGCUUCAAGGCGCUGGAGGAGACGGUGUACUUUCGUGACGCGCGCAACGAGUACGUGAGGGGCUCGCAUACGGCGCGGUUCGGGGAGGUCGAGCAGCGAGGGUAUGCGCUCACGCGAAAGGGGCGCCAGCUGUACGAUCAGAUUCUUGCGCGGGUGAAUCGCGAGGCGGCUGGCUCGGUGGAGUAUGAGAUGAUCUUGAGGAAACACUUCGAGGAGUUUCCUGAUGAUCUGGCGCAGCUUCAGGCACAGAAGUUGGCUUUCUUCUGUUACCGGGUGACGCCACAUGCGUCGGGGAGGGAUUACCAGGGCGUGGAAUCUGUUUCGCUGGCGCAGUUGUUGAAGGCCAAGGUCCUUGACUAUGAGCCCAUCACGUACGAGGAUUUCCUGCCUUUAUCCGCAGGUGGCAUUUUCAAUUCGAACUUGGACAAUACAUCCCAGUCUAAGCAGCUGAUCAUGGAGGCUGAUACUGAUCUAGAUGGAUUUCAACGGAUGCUGGGGGCUCCCGUGCUGGACGAGUUUUGUCUGUACGAGCAGCUCCAGCAGGAGAGUUUGGAGACUUGUCGCCAGGAGUUGGGAGUUGGAUCCAUUGAGGCUGACAGUGACAUUAUUACCGAAUGA
Aspergillus pseudoviridinutans is the source of this 1425-nucleotide messenger RNA. Its product is annotated as VOC family protein. Gene Ontology annotation, molecular function: oxidoreductase activity. NCBI's taxonomy places the organism in Eukaryota, Fungi, Ascomycota, Eurotiomycetes, Eurotiales, Aspergillaceae. Bases 1 to 1425 code for a protein of 474 amino acids. The record is from RefSeq and is a predicted model, not a curated record. The transcript has a single exon.